CGGGCUGGGCUGCUCGGGUGGGGUGCGGGGAAGUGCGGGAUUCCGGCCCCCGUCCCGAGGUCGGGGUACCUGAGGUGUCCGUGAGAGCCGUCGGAGGCGUUGCGGAUGCCAGGAGGAGCUGCCGGGCCCGAGGAGGGUUUGUCACGCAGAAGCUGUGGCUCUUGCACGCGAGAUGAAGUUGUGUUUGUAAAUGUUUCCAUGUCCACAAGCUUUCCCGGUUACCGGAGCCUCUCCAAUGCAGAGGCACAGCCGAACUGGUCCUUCUGGGUCAGUCGUGUGCGUGUGUGUGUGUUUCUGCUUACUUUAUGGUUUUAAUCCCUCUUUAGCUAAUUUAGUGCAAGGCUUGAACUCCACGGACCCCGCUGUCAGGGAGAAAGCUUUUGCUGAAACAGAGAAAAGGCUCCACGAGCAGGAAACCGAACAGGAGAAAGCCAGCGAGACCACAGCGAACAGAACAGUCAUCAGCACGGGAGGUCCUGACACGGUGAAUGCAGAGGCAGGCAGUGCAGAUGGCUUUCUGGCGCUUCUGGAAAAGGAUGCGAAGGAACGAGCUCAGCGAAGGAAGAGAAACGAACGCUCAGCAAACGCUCUGAAAGAGAAAGGAAACGAUGCUUUCAGGAAAGGAGACUAUGUCACAGCCAUUCAGAGAUACACUGAAGGUCUGGAAAGGCUGAAAGACAAGCAGGAGCUUUACACAAACAGAGCACAGGCCUACCUGAAGAUGCAUGAGUAUGAAAAAGCCAUUGGUGACUGUGAAUGGGCAUUAAAGUGCAAUGAAAAAUGUAUCAAAGCCUAUUUUCUAAUGGGAAAAGCUCAGCUGGGACUCAAGCACUACACUGAGUCCAGGCAGUGUUAUGAGAAGAUCUUACAAAUUGAUCCCCUAAAGGAAAGGCUAUUUAAAGAUUGUAUGAAUGAGGUAAACUUGGAGGAGAAAAGGAUGAAAGAUGAAGAGAGAGCAAUGAAGGAAGUUCAGUCUGGAAAGCUUGCUGCUCUGUCCAUAAAAGAACUGCUACAGAAACUUGAGAGGCCUGACCAGAAUAUCCUCUACUAUACAGGAGGGAUCAGACUUUUGACAGGAGCUGUGAAAGACCGCACUGGGCAAACUUUAUUUAGAACAAACAAUGGAUUCAGUAUCCUCAAAGACAACGAGACUGUGAGACGGGGCUUCUGUGCAGAGAGAAAAAACACUGCUGAAGUGGAUCUGUCUGUUUGUCUUCUCUUCCUUUGGCAAGCUGUCUGCGCCGGGAAUGAAGAAAAUCAGCGUCUUCUCUUGUGUCACCCCGACGUGAGGACACAGCUGCCAAAGCUGCUUUCAUCUGCUGUCCUGGAGAUCCAACAGGAGACACUGGCGCUAAUCUCUCUCUACUCAGAGAAUGAGAAUGGAAGGAGACUGCUGGUCGGGCACCAGGACCUAACCAAGUGGCUGCAGAUUUUGAUGACAUUUGUCAACAACAGUGAUGGGAGGGCUAGCAGUGCCAUGAGCAUACUGUCUGACUUAGCUGAAGAGGAAAGGUUCAAAGCCCAGUGUCGUGUCGUGCUUUCCACGAGUGUUUUACCUGUGUUCAUCCAGUUGUUGACCUCUGCCAAGCUGGUGAACCAGGCAGCCCUUGCCCGUUGCAUUGGCAUCAUGGGGAACCUGUGUGCAGAUGGAGUCAUUCGAACGCAGAUGGCUGAGUGCAAAGAGUGCUGGAGAGCAUGCCUGAAGCUUGUGGAUGAAUGCCUUGAUGACAGCACACCCAAAUACCAGGCGUGUGUGUUUGCAGUCCUGGGCCUGAUGAUGAACUUGCUGCUUGAAUCAAAUGGGAUCAUCCAGGACUUUGCUGUGGACAUAAGUGGCAGGUGCAUGUUCCUCCUCAGGAACAAGGAUGGAAGUAUUGUGACAAGAGCCACUGGAGUGCUGAGUCGCAUCCUGUCAGCAUCCUCCGCGGCGGUGGAAGAGGCGACGAAAGGAGGGGUGGUGAAGAAAAUGAUCAAGUUCUUAAAAGCUGGAGGACCAAUCACAUCUAGUUACAGCAUAAAGACUCUGUCCAUCUGCACCAGGAGCAGUAGACAAGCCCAAGAAGAUCUAGUGAAGUCAGAUCCAGGGUUCAGUGUGCUGCUGAAGCUCUUGGACUCGGAGAACGAAAUGAUUGUGGGAAAUGCUGCUUUCUGCCUUGGCCAGUGCCUUGUAGUUCCUGGAGCAGCAGCGUCCUUACUGAACUCCAAUGUUGUGAUGCUGUUGUUGAAACAUGCUGGUGGUGAUGCUACAAGAACUUCUGUGCAGGAGAAUGCAGCAAUUGCUCUGGGGAAGCUUUGUGUUGCAGAACCAAGGCAUAUGUUUCAGCUGCGGAAGCUGAACGGAUUAGCCAUCCUGAACUCCUCUGUGAAAUACUUACAGACCGUCUGAGCCCCCAGGAGCUUCACAACACGCUGUUAGUGGCACUUGCUGCUGAGUAUCUCCCUCGCUAAAACUAACUUGAAGCACACCAACUUUUCAGUCCCUUUUCCAAGUGCUUGCUGGUCCUCCACAGAAGCCAGUGGCACAAAACAGAACUGUCAGGAGGAAGAAGUCAAUUUAUUAUCCAGGCUAACAACUAAAAUAACGAUUUGCAACGAGCUUGUCUUUGCUUUAAUAAGUGAUGUUGACCUUCCUUAUUGAUGAGUUUCUUGCUGGUUAACUGUUGAACGAUGGCUUUUCUAGUUUGCUUUGCAGUUUGGGUCUGGUACCCAGUGUAUUGGAAGAAAAUAGAAAUAAAUUGUGAGUUUUAA
Molecule: messenger RNA, 2748 nt
Organism: Colius striatus (speckled mousebird)
Lineage: Eukaryota; Metazoa; Chordata; Aves; Coliiformes; Coliidae
Gene: TTC12
Product: tetratricopeptide repeat domain 12
Exons: 20
Coding region: 191-2386 (731 amino acids)
Molecular function (GO): protein binding
Source: RefSeq, a predicted model, not a curated record